Messenger RNA from Microthlaspi erraticum, 873 nucleotides. The record is from the annotation of a GenBank genome assembly. Lineage: Eukaryota; Viridiplantae; Streptophyta; Magnoliopsida; Brassicales; Brassicaceae.
AUGGCUAUGGCCUCUGCUUCUGGUUCUGCUCUUUGCUUCACUGAUGCUUCUACUUCUCGCGCCAUCAGACGCGAGUUUGGAGCUUUAUGUGUUGCUCCUAGGAAAGCUACGUUUGGAUUUGUCGAUAAAUCUCUUAUGAAUCUCAACCGAUUAAGAUUAUCCGGUUUGAAGCCUCGAGCAUCAAAUGCUACUGCUGUGGAGAGUGGAAAGCAAGAUGGAAGCGCGGCUGAUUCUGAUAAAGUACCAACUCCAGUGGUGAUAAUCGACCAAGAUUCUGACCCUGAUGCUACCGUUCUCGAAGUUACAUUUGGAGAUCGUCUUGGAGCUCUACUUGACACUAUGAAUGCGCUCAAAAACUUGGGACUGAAUGUCGUAAAGGCAAAUGUUUACCUUGAUUCUUCGGGCAAACACAACAAAUUCGCCAUUACUAGAGCGGAUAAUGGAAGAAAAGUAGAAGACCCUGAAUUGCUCGAGGCCAUUCGUCUCACAGUCAUAAACAAUCUGCUUGAGUUUCAUCCUGAAUCAAGUUCUCAAUUGGCAAUGGGAGCAGCUUUUGGUGUUCUUCCCCCAACUGAACAGGUUGAUGUGGACAUAGCAACUCAUGUAAACAUUGCAGAUGAUGGACAAGACCGCAGUUUACUCUACAUAGAAACAGCGGAUAGGCCUGGACUAUUAGUCGAGCUGGUCAAGAUCAUUACAGAUAUCAGCGUCGCCGUCGAAUCUGGAGAAUUCGACACCGAGGGUUUGUUGGCUAAGGUAAAGUUCCACGUAAGCUACAGAAACAAAGCCCUAAUCAAGCCUCUCCAGCAGGUUCUUGUUAAUAGUCUGAGGUACUUCUUGAGGCGUCCAGCAACUGACGAGUCAAGUUUCUGA